ACAAACAAACAAAAAAACCCCUGAAAAGGGUUAAAAAUCUCAAAUGAAUGGUAGAAAUCUUUCUUUUCCUACUUUCCUUCUCAUUAAAAUAAAACCUCUGAUACCAUUUAGAUGUUUAAUUUUACUAUUAUAUUGAAAUUCAAGGGAAUUUAAUUUGCUCUAUGAUAUUACACAUACAUUAAUAGAAUACCUUAGUUUUCAAAAAGUAAAAAAAAAAAAGAAAAUUUAAAAAAAGCCAUUCUUUACACACAUUCGCGUAAAGUCAUAACAAAAAAAGUUUACUGUUUACGAAAUAUUUUAAGUACGAAUUAACUGUCAGCAUCCAAGUUGUAACAAUGGCGGGAAACAUAGCGUCCUUUAUGUGUCUCCUGACUCUCCUCGCUUUUUGUGCAGGAUUCGAGAUCAACUCUCAGGAAUGCGACCCUUUACGUAACACUUUUGUUUGUCGGUGGAAAGGAAAAGGGAACUACAUAGUCAGCACUCCUCUGCACCAAGAAAUCUUGACGAUGAAUUAUAUGACCAUAGGAGCAUUGCUGAUCGUACCACUACAGAUGAAAGGUAGCCUGAUGAAAGUCGAAGUAAAAGAUGGUGAUAUUGCUUGUUCGGCAAUAAUCGUCCCACGUACAGUUUCGGUAUACAUCACCAAACAAAGAUGUGAGACUUCGACUUCCACCCCCACCCCCACCAGCACACAGACCUCGGAUUUCACCCCCACUGGCACACAGACCUCGGAUUUCACCCCCACUGGCACACAGACCUCGGAUUUCACCCCCACCGGCACACAGACCUCGGAUUUCACCCCCACCGGCACACAGACCUCGACUUCAACCCCCACCAGCACACAGACCUCGACUUCAACCCCCACCGGCACACAGACCUCGGAUUCCACCUCCACCCCUUGGCAAGUGCUCGUGUACAUCUUUGGAGUGGUGAUAGACCUCCUACAUGAAAGUAAAAAUAUUACGGAUUUGUUUAAGGAAACAAGCAUCCAGAUUUUCCAAUGCAUUGUAAUUAUUUUAAUCCUUCGAAACAGACUUCAACAUUACCUUCGUCAAAACGGACAACAACCUAACCCCAGACCCGAUCCACAACAAAAUCCGCAACCUAACCGAAGAACACAACCUGACCGAAGAACUGACCUACAACAACCACUCCGCAGAUCUUCACGAAAAACAAGCACUCCCGAAAAAUUGAAUCUUUAAUUAAUCAUGUAAAAAUAAGUUGCUUCAAAUACUUCUAAUAAUGUUCAGAAAUUUUUGGAAUUUUUUUUAAAAAUGUAGUUUGAAUGGAUUUUAACUAUUUUUUACAGCUGGUGCUUUUUUGAGGGUAAAAGUAGUUGUAAUAUUUUUAUGACACAAGUUCACCAAAGAAUGGUGUUUUGUUUUAAUUGUAGUUAGACUGGUUCAGUGUUAUUAUACACAAACUACAAAUGCCUAAUGCUUAUGCUUGCCUAUACUUUUACCUUGUAUUUUUUUUUUUACAAUAUUUCCUGUUUUCUACAUUUUCCCAAAUUAACAAGAUGUAAUUCAUAUGUGUCAUAUUUCAAAUAUUUCUGCUUUACUCAUUUACUAGUCAUGCUAAGCAGGACUUAGGUCAUAAGAAACUGUGAUUUUUUUAAAAUUAUUUUACAAAUUGUUGUUAUUCCUAUUUUUUUUUUUUACCUAUCAUUUACUGUCAAAUUACACUCAGGUUUUUUCUGUAUAUAAAAAAGGCAUGUUAUUUUUUUCUCAGUUUGUGUGUAUACUUGUAAUUUGUAGUUUAAAUCUUUACUAUAGUUCUUCUGUUGAUCCUUUUGUUAAAAAAUGUAGCUAGAUUGACUUUAAUAUGUGACAAGUUUAUAGUGAGCAUUUUUUUUUUUAAAUAUGUAGUUAUAUUGGCUCAAUGUGUACAACUUUUACUUUUGAAUUAUCAUAUCUAUUUACUCAAUCUUGUCAUUCUACAAAUUAUUUCAAAUUAUACUAAUGAAAGUGUUUGAUUAAUUCAUACUUUAUGCAUUCCCAUUUCAUACUUCAUACAUUCCCAUUUACUUAUCACGUUAAACAACACUCAGGUUUUUUCUGUAUUAACAUUAAAGGUAUGUGAUAUUUUUUUCUUGUGUACACUUGAAGUUUGUGAUUAAAAAAAAAUCAGCAUGUAUAUAUUCAAUAAUUUAGAGUUUCUUUACAAAGUCUGAGGUUUUUUUGUAUUUUUAUGUGAGAAAUGUGUUACUUUAUGAAAAAACAAUUUGUACUUACAUUCAGUCAUUCAUAAAUUAUUGAAGUUAUAUUUUUUUUAUUGGAAAUACUCAGGUUUUUUAAAUAAUUUACUACCUAAUACUAGUAUUUUUUUCUUCUUCUUACCAAUAAAAUGUGUGUUUUUUAAACAUGUAUUGAGGUGCUUAACUUUUAACAACUGCCGACUAAAGAAAUCAAAGUUAAUAUACUGGUUGUGAAUAAAACAUUUCAUUAUUUCCAAAUUUCUCUUGUAUAAAUUUAUUAUCAACAUUUAAAAAAAAACUUGAAUAUUGUGAUUGAUAUUUAAUAAAUUUAUAGUCAAUCUUUUUUUUUUCUUUUUCUUUUUUUUGAAAAAUGUCUCAAUACUCAGUAUCGAUGCUUAAAACUAAAUAUUUAAGAUACUGAUCUUGCAUUCAAUUUUCAAAAUAAUCCUCAGGUAAAGUGUGAAGUCACUUUUAAAUUUUCCAAAAUGCUUGGAGCGAUUAAUAAUAGGGAUCUACAGUACAUAAUCUAUCUCUGAUCAAUGGAUUAAACUGAGUAUUAUAUAUUAUAAAACCGUUAAUCGUUGGUCAAGUGUUGAAAACUUCAAUAUUAAGAAAACAUCACGUUGUAGGUUGUCGAUACAUAUAUUUGUAAAAAUUGCAACAGUGUAUAAUUUUUUAAAAAUUACAGUCAAAGAUAAGGUAUCAAGGUUUAAGUACCUAGAGUAUAAUAACAUAUAGUCAAUCUAAAAUCCACUGUCAUAGAAAGGUAUGGUUAUUAUGCAGAGAGUUAUGUACACUAAGAUUUGAUUUCAUAAUUUAUACACUCUCCCAUUGUUAAGAAGUUCAUCAAUAUGAUCUUCUGUGCACUAAGAUUCGAUUUCUCUCCCAUUGUCUUAGUUCUCUUGUCUCAUUUCUUCCAGCAUAUCCUCGCAGAAAAAACGAUCCCAGGCUAGGCAUCGAUAAAAUUCCAUUGGAAUGAAAUCUAGCAAAAGAAGUUCGUCGAUAUGAUCUUCUGUUGGAGAAUAAAAUGGAUAUCGGUCUUCCUUAUAGAAUACUUGGGAAGCGUCGCAAAAACGUCUCAUUGCUCGGUAAAAAUCCUCGACACGGCCAAGUAUCAGUUCCUUUUCCUCGACGUCCUCAAUCUUUGGUCGUGCUUUUAAUUUCCAAUAUAAACCGCCUUUUUGUUCUACAAAGACGAAUCUAGCCAAUUUCAAAAGUUCUUCGGCUUUUUUCCAUGCUUCCAUACACAGUCCCACAACACACUUCCUUUCAUGGAUAAACCUCCCUCUCAGGUUAUAUAGUUUCAAACAUUGACAAAGUUCGUAAGGUCUACAGUCUAUCAUCAUUUUGAGAGCUACAACAUUAUUAAUGUAUUUCUCCCAUCGUUGAAUGGUCUGCUCGCGUGCAUUGCAUGCAGUCAUGGUGAAACUCGUAUGCGUUCUCAAAGUAAAAAUACUCUGUUCUUUAUAAUAUAUAUAUUAGCGAAGAAUUUCAAACAUUUCUAAUCUCUAAAAAUACAAUGGGGUACCCCUGAACAGACUGAUCAAGUCUGUGCUAAAAAUACCAUGAGGUACUACCCAACAUUCCUGUGACGUCACACAUUCCAUAGACUGACCAAGUCUAUUCUAAAAAUACUCAACAUUCCAGUGACGUCACACAUUCCACAAGCUGGCAGUCUGCAGUCUGGCCCAGGAGCCCUAGUUUGGUA
Messenger RNA from Magallana angulata, 3905 nucleotides. Its product is annotated as mucin-22-like. The record is from RefSeq and is a predicted model, not a curated record. Lineage: Eukaryota; Metazoa; Mollusca; Bivalvia; Ostreida; Ostreidae. Bases 336 to 1202 code for a protein of 288 amino acids. The transcript is spliced from 3 exons.